CGCCGUGUGUCUUCUGUGGUGUAUAUCUGUUUUUUCCUGCCUGUACAUCUCGCCUCUCCUCCGAAAAGCCCCCGUUCGCAAAAAGACCUCAACAGCACUUUUUUGCGUCGGCACUUUAUGGACUAGACGACUCGCGUCUGUCUUCUUGCCCUCGUUUCGCCCGCCGAACUAGAUGUCUCGCGCUCUGACGGAAAGGAACGGCAUCGAGCAGACAUCUGAAGCGCGCUUUUCGACAGUGCACUCUCAAAACAUCCUUGCGAAGUUCUGUUUUGACUGUCUGCCUCUGUCGGAGAACGGGAAGGGCAACCGCGGGGCAGUGUGUCGUUUCUGCCCAUUCUCUCACGUUUCGCGCGCCGCCUCGAUUUCUCCAGGUGACGGAGAAGGACGUCUGGAGAGUUUCGCGAGCUCCAUCAGAGUUUUCUGUUCUGUUGUCUGUCGAGGAAGCCGCUCGCUUCUUUCCGGGGAAGGCUUCUCUUCCGAGGACGACGCGCGCGAGCCCAAGCUGCGAACCACCGCGUGGUGCUCGCGCCGAACAACCCUUUUUCUCUCGCCUCCUCCCCCAAGAAGAGUCUUGGUUCUCUUCGGCGUCCACUGUCGGUGCGCGGAGGACCGUGUUUGCGUGGCUUUCGUCCGUGUCAGUCUGGAAAAUCCCCGCGUUUCUCGUCUUCAGAGAGUGCACCAAAGGUUUGUGCGUGAGAAAUCGCCGACUUUCUGUCCGUCCACGCUCGGCUGCGAAGCAAGCAGCACGGGAGAGAGGGAGGUACACAUUUCUGCACAUCCACCUGUGUGUUCGCCCGGAUCGACAAGAGGAAUUGUUUUUUCUUUCUGUCUUCUUCCCGUCUGCUUUUCUCGCGUGUCUGCGCGUCGACAGACUGUUCUCCUCGCGCUCUGCCAGUCGAUUCCCUCCGUGUUUUGCCGUUUCCUCCCACCUUGUUUUCAGACGUCCUUGUUCCGUCUGGCGCCUUGCUCUGCGCCGCCCGCCUUCUUUUUUCUCACGAGUUCUCGAAAGCCUCCGAGCGCGCGCACAAGAAGACCCGUUUCCUUCGAAAAAACGCUAAAACCGCCUGCCUUGCGUCGCUGUCUCUCGCACAAACGCCCCGCUGCUCUCAAGCGACGGCGCGCCUCCGGUCCGCCGUCCCCAGUCUGUCCACCGCGAGAGUACGCUUUUCUCCCCUCGGUUUCCUCCUCGCUUCUCCGGCGUCUCCGCGUCCGGCUUCCCUUCCAAACAGACUUCCUCUCUCUGCAAGCGACAGGCGCUUCUGCGCGUUCCUCUUUCCUGGGCAAGAUGGGUUUGAGCGUCAGCCGCCUCUGGAGCCGCUUGUUCGGAAAACGCGAAAUGCGUAUUCUGAUGGUCGGCCUGGACGCAGCUGGAAAAACCACCAUUCUGUACAAACUCAAAUUGGGCGAAGUCGUCACCACAAUCCCCACCAUUGGCUUCAACGUAGAAACUGUGGAGUACAAAAACAUCUCCUUCACGGUAUGGGAUGUCGGUGGACAGGACAAGAUUCGUCCUCUGUGGCGCCACUACUUCUCCAACACUCAUGGUCUGAUUUUCGUCAUCGACAGCAACGACAGAGAUCGCAUUGAAGACGCUCGCGAGGAGCUGCACCGAAUGCUCAACGAAGACGAGCUGCGAGACGCAGUUCUUCUGAUCUUCGCGAACAAGCAGGAUCUGCCGAACGCGAUGACGGCGGCGGAAGUCACAGACAAACUGCAUCUGCACAGCAUCCGCCACCGCAACUGGUUCAUUCAGUCCACCUGCGCCACCACGGGAGACGGUCUCUACGAGGGUCUCGACUGGCUUUCCCGUACUCUUGCGCAGAAAAACAUCGAUUAGAGGCAGUUGCACUUCUCUUCCUGGAUCUGUCGAUCGACGCCGCUUCCGUUGUUUGUGUUUUAAAGAAUCGAUGGAGAGAAAUGCGUUCUCUCUCGUCCUGAGAGUCUGCCGUCUUUUUUUCGUGUGCAUGCGCUCGCUGCAGCAGUGAGCUUCUGUUCUCCCCUAGCGAAGCAACAACGCUGGAUUUUCAGAAACAAACCAAGAGUUUCUCGGGGUCGCCAACUCCAGUCUAGCUGUCUCUCGUGUCUCUGGAAAACGGCCGUUUUCGCCGGACAGGAGUGAGAGCGACACUCUGCCUUCGUCCGUUGGUGCGGGGCCAUUUCCACUGUCCUCUCGCGGCUUCGGCUGCUCCCUUGGUCUCCGAUUCUGCUUCACGGAUAGCGCCUCGCAAAGCCUGUCAGGAUGAGGGAGUGGAGUCCGUCGACGUUUGACUCCACACAACUUACGCUAGAGCAAACGAAAACUCGAUUUAAAUGGCUGAGGCGCUGCCGAGUGCAGUCAAGUGCAGUGACGCCCGCGACACAAUAAUACUGAAGACACUC
Molecule: messenger RNA, 2379 nt
Organism: Toxoplasma gondii ME49
Lineage: Eukaryota; Apicomplexa; Conoidasida; Eucoccidiorida; Sarcocystidae
Gene: ARF1
Product: ADP ribosylation factor ARF1
Exons: 4
Coding region: 173-1837 (554 amino acids)
Biological process (GO): vesicle-mediated transport; intracellular protein transport
Cellular component (GO): cytoplasm
Molecular function (GO): GTP binding; GTPase activity
Source: RefSeq, a predicted model, not a curated record